Molecule: messenger RNA, 2175 nt
Organism: Bactrocera tryoni
Lineage: Eukaryota; Metazoa; Arthropoda; Insecta; Diptera; Tephritidae
Gene: ase
Product: achaete-scute complex protein T8
Exons: 1
Coding region: 1-2175 (724 amino acids)
Molecular function (GO): protein dimerization activity
Source: RefSeq, a predicted model, not a curated record
AUGGCGCUGAGCAUACUCAGCUACAACGUGCCGCAAGGCCUAAAGAUGAGCACCAACAAUAACAACAGCAAGAGUGGUGGUAAUGCCGGUGCCACUACGCCCACCAGCGAUGAGAAUGCGCCCAACCAAGGUAAUGGUGGACGUACCACCAUCAACCUUGGCAAGUCCUUCAGUCGCAUCACCAUGCAAAAUGUGCUGAGUGAGAGUAGCGGUAAUGCGCUGAAUAUCAGCAACAACAGCAAUGUCAACACGAUCGUACGGAAGAUCAAAGAUUUCGGCAUGUACGCAAGCGUGAAUAAUGCAGGCGCAUUGAGCACUGCAAUGACUGGAGGACGCAAGCGCACAGCCAGCGAGGCGGCUAAAGGAAAAACGGACACUAAAGCAACUGAAGGCAAAACGGAAAAGCCUAAGGUGCCCAAUAAGCGCACGAAACUUGCGAAUAAAGAUGGAAAUCCGUAUGAAAAGCCAACCAAAGCCGUGGUAACGAAAUCGGCCGCCACAAAUACAAACCGUCCAAAACCGAGUACGCCUGGUGCGAAGAAACCCGCUGGCACACCCGGUCGCAAGGGUUUACCGCUACCACAGGCGGUGGCACGGCGCAAUGCACGCGAACGUAAUCGCGUUAAGCAAGUGAAUAACGGUUUUGCCGCACUGCGUGAACGCAUACCCGAGGAGGUGGCCGAGGCUUUCGAGGCGCAAGGCAAUGGACGUGGCACGGUGAAGAAGCUCAGCAAAGUGGAGACGCUGCGCAUGGCUGUCGAAUAUAUACGCAAUUUAGAGCGUCUACUCGGCUUUGACUUCCCUAUCGGCAGCGAUCGUGGCCUAUCGCUUCUGCAUGGCGGUUCGUCUAGUGAUGACAGCUUCACAUUCAUUAAAGACGAAUUCGAUGCGCUCUCCCCACCACUGGAUGACACCCCUUUCGAUGAUUCGCUGAGCAACUAUGAUGUCGAUGAAUAUUUGAAUAGCACCGAUUUUGGCAAUAAUCAAACGAUCUCACAAUUAGACCUUAGUGGCGCAACCGAUGCCGAAACCUACGAAAUGGAUCUACUACCGAGUCUAACGACUAUCAAUGGCAUGCAGUAUAUACGCAUACCCGGCACCAAUACCUAUCAGCUGCUCACGCCGGACGCACUCUUCAUGGGCAAUGCGCCGCAUUCGCCGCCAAACUCCAGUCUCGAUGAUGAGUCCUUUCAAACCUUAAUCGACACUAAUUGCCUAAGUCCUGUGGCAACAACAUCAUCGCCGCAUAUUUCGCCAUCGUCUGCAACGUCAAUUAACGCUGCACCUGCCGCAACUGCAGCGUCGCUGGUAGGCGCGGCAGCCGUAUUACAACAACGACAGCGUCCUGCUGGGGACUUGGUCGAUGAGUGUGUAAAUGCGGCGGUUGCCAGCACAUUAUCGCGAUCGCCGGUGCAAUCAUCCCCAACGCAGCGCACAAUAUUACAUCAACAACAACAGCAACAAGAGCACCAACAAUAUCAGCCGCAAACACCAACGCAGGGGUCGUCCAACUUAUCACCUGCCGAUAAUGAUGCACUUUUAUUACAGGCGUGUGCCACAACGAGUGCCACCGCCGAUGAAGUCGAUGGUAAUGAGUGCCGCACUGCCAACGAACGCCAACGGUUUGCCGUGGCAUUGGCAACCCCUACAACGCUGUCACUGCCCUCGCCGCACGCGAUUAAACAGGAAUUCAACGAUACAUUAAGCGACUUUGUCCCCUCCAAUUCGGCGUCUUCGUCCAAUCACAUGUCCGCGGGCGGUGCAAUGGUAUUCCAGCAACAACAGCAGCAAUUGCAACACCGUUUAUUACUUAGUCAGGCGCCUUUGUCCACAAUGUCGCCACCGUUGGAACGUUGCCGGUCGAGUGUCACACCAUCGUCGCAGCUAACAACAACUGCAAGCACAUCGCCAACAUUGUUGUUUGUGCCCAACGAUGCUACAACCCCCACAACACCGGGCCUACCAUCAUUCUACGACACCGACGUGGAUAACACUUUCUAUGAGUCCGCGCACAUGUCCUUUAAGAAGGAAUACCAGGACGCUUUGCUCGAUGUGGCGGCAACAACAAAUGCCAGCGACGGUAUAAGCGGGUUGCCCGACGAGAAUAUCAUCGAGGUGUUGGACUGGUGGGAGGCACACACACCGAAAUCGGAAGGUGGCGUGGCAUUGCUGUAG